AUGGUCUUCUCCAAUUUUUGGACUUGGUCUGAUAAGAUCAAAGAUGACUUGAACCAGCCUGCAAAAGUCAAUGAAGUGGAGAGGGUGGAGUGUCACUGCUGUGGAAUGUCAGAGGAUUGCACCCCAACCUACAUUUGCCGUGUCCGAGAAUUCCAUUGCGGCAAUUGGAUCUGUGGGCUCUGUGCAGAGGCAGUGAAGGAAAAAAGGAAGAAAGUUCCAUCAAUGGCGAUGGAAGAAGCAUUGGAGUCCCAUAUGGCUCUCUGUAAGCAGUUCAACAGGACAAUCAGGCUCAAUCCAGAGCUUUCUUUGGUUGGCACGAUGAGAGAUAUAGCAAGGAAGAGCUUCCAAUACAGGGCUUCCCAUGGCUCAUAUACCCCAAAGAUUGGAAGGACCAGAAGCUGUGGGGCUAAAGUCGAAAGGUCGUCGAUCCAGUGA
Elaeis guineensis (African oil palm) is the source of this 435-nucleotide messenger RNA. RefSeq lists its product as uncharacterized. NCBI's taxonomy places the organism in Eukaryota, Viridiplantae, Streptophyta, Magnoliopsida, Arecales, Arecaceae. The record is from RefSeq and is a predicted model, not a curated record.